AUGGGAGAACCUGCAGAAGAUAAGCCUCACAACUUACCAAAUAAUUUACUUCUUAAUGAUAAUCUGAAGCUUGAUAAAUUUGAUUUUGAGGCAACUAGAUUUAAAAGAAAACAAGAUUUGUACUUAAACUCCUAUGAUAGGCUUUGGGGAGAAAAAGUGACUUAUAGUGUGGGUUUAUCUUAUGGAACAGGUUUUUUUCUGGGAUCUACAUAUGGGCUUGUAAAUGCUAUGAAGAAGCCUGCACUCACACCAAAGCUUAAAAUAAACUCCAUCCUUAAUGAGUGUGCGUCCAAUAGUGCAAAAGUUGCGAACCCGUUAUCUAUCAUUACUUUGUUCUAUUGUGGAUUUUACAGAGCAACGAAAGCUAUAAGGAAAAAGGAUGAUUCUCUUAAUUCUUUAAUAUCUGGGGCGUUAUCUGGAGCACUGUAUAAAUCGGCAUCUUCAACAAGAGUUAUGGGAAGAUACACACUAAUAUCAGCAGGUAAGUUAGGUUUGAAAAAAAAAACAUUUAGGCAAUUUGUUAACUUGAAAAAAAUUUAA
Molecule: messenger RNA, 540 nt
Organism: Cryptosporidium ubiquitum
Lineage: Eukaryota; Apicomplexa; Conoidasida; Eucoccidiorida; Cryptosporidiidae
Product: mitochondrial import inner membrane translocase subunit
Exons: 3
Coding region: 1-540 (179 amino acids)
Biological process (GO): protein import into mitochondrial matrix
Cellular component (GO): mitochondrial inner membrane; TIM23 mitochondrial import inner membrane translocase complex
Molecular function (GO): transmembrane protein transporter activity
Source: RefSeq, a predicted model, not a curated record